Messenger RNA from Colletotrichum aenigma, 642 nucleotides. It is a transcript of the gene patA-1, whose product is annotated as Acetate transporter protein patA. Bases 1 to 642 code for a protein of 213 amino acids. The record is from RefSeq and is a predicted model, not a curated record. NCBI's taxonomy places the organism in Eukaryota, Fungi, Ascomycota, Sordariomycetes, Glomerellales, Glomerellaceae. Gene Ontology annotation, molecular function: acetate transmembrane transporter activity. Gene Ontology annotation, cellular component: plasma membrane. The transcript is spliced from 4 exons.
AUGCCGUCCAGAACACAGAUUGAUAUCGAGGCUUGUGAUACACAAACAGAUUCGAAAUUGCGGUUCGCAAAUCCGGGUCCAUUCGGCUAUGGCGCCUUCUCAACGACAUUGAUGACCCUAUCUCUGUCCAUGAUGGGCAUUCGGAAUGUUGAGAAUCAGACCGUCUUCAUAGCGAAUCUCUGUUUCCUUGCUGGGAUAGGCUUGCUCAUCUCUGCGCAGUGGGAAAUGGUCAGGGGCAACACGUUUGCUUACACGACCUUGAUUGCAUUUGCCUUUUACUACGGUGGCUACGGGUUUCUUCUCAUCCCCUCUGUAGGCAUCGUGGAUGGUUAUGGAGGCAAGACGGCGGAAUACUUCAAUGCUUUAGGCAAUAUCGCAAAUGUUAUCGUGUACGGCGCACUCGAGCUCUCCUACAUUUUCAACUGCGCCGCAAACUUCGCCUUUGCAGAUGACCACACAGCAUCCGGCAAGAGCUUGACGAAAGUCGCCGGAUCUUUCGGAUUCAUUGCCGCGCUGGCGGGAUUCUAUGCCAUGGCAAACGGCUUCUGCGGCGAUGUGCUGCCGUUUGAGAUACCGUUAGGCGAUCUCUCGCGGUUCUUUGCGAGAAGAAAACUGCGUGGCACCAGAAGAAAAGCCACGUGA